AUGGAGCUCUCGCGCAGCCUGUCAAGGGCGACUAGAAGCCUUUGCCGUCUCACAACAUCAUCCUUCCUUGCCCCUCUCCUGACGCGGACGACGGCGCCAUGCAUUUCGAUAGCGACACGGUCGUUUUCAUCGGCUCCCGCACUGUCAGCUACGGGCGGACCCCGACAGCUCACAGACAAGGAUAGAGCAGCCAGAGAAAAGGUCAAGCGGCGAAGAAAGAAGCAUCGAGCAUACAAGCAGCAUAAUCUGAAGGACAUGCAGCAGUUCACGUUAUGCGAAGCAAUGAGAUAUAUCAAAGCCUUUGAGCUCGGUCAGAAUCCCGACACCCCUAAAUACGACAUCCACGUCAAAUUGCGCACGAAAAAGGACGGCCCAAUAGUCCGCAACAACGUCCGCCUCCCCUAUCCCGUGAAAACCGAUAUCAAGAUCGUGGUCGUAUGUCCACCGGACUCGAACGCGGCGAAAGCCGCUCGUGCAGCCGGUGCACAUCUGGUCGGCGAGGAGGAGGUUUUUGAACGGGUCAAGUCUGGGAAGAUAGACUUCGAUCGAGUCAUUGCCGUGCCAGAGAGUUUGCAGAAGAUGAACAAAGAGGGUAUUCCCAGGAUACUGGGUCCCCGCGGGUUGAUGCCGAAUGUGAAGAUGGGAAGUGUGGUCACGAAUCCCGGUCCGGCCGUGAGAAACAUGAUGGGCGGAAGCACAUACAGAGAGCGACAGGGGGUAGUGAGGAUGGCGGUCGGACGGCUAAGUUUCACGCCGGAGAUGCUGAGGGAUAAUGUCAAGGCGUAUGUCACCGCGGUCAAGAAGGACGCUGCUGCAUUGAGUGAUCAGAUUGCCAAGGAGGUGUAUGAGGUUGUGCUGAGCUCGACGAACUCUCCGGGCUUUUCGCUCAACGGGGAUUUCUAUAGGCCGGGACCUGGAAAUGCUACGCCCCAGCAGCUGGCUGUGGUUUGA
Molecule: messenger RNA, 951 nt
Organism: Cladophialophora yegresii CBS 114405
Lineage: Eukaryota; Fungi; Ascomycota; Eurotiomycetes; Chaetothyriales; Herpotrichiellaceae
Exons: 2
Coding region: 1-951 (316 amino acids)
Source: RefSeq, a predicted model, not a curated record